AUGGACCAUUUAGAUUACGAUCCACAUCCACGUAUUCUUGGUGGAAGAGUCGAAGAGCUUUCCGACCUUGCUGGAGAUGAAGAACAACCCCCUAGACCUAAUCCACGACGUGCUUGGGGUGGUCAUGGUGGUGAUGACGGCGGUGACAGCCUGUUGAUGGCGGUUGGAUCAGCGGUGGCUGUUGAUUCCGAUCAUAAUUUUUUCCAUGGAGGGAGGAUUCAUGAUUACUCAACAAUCUUGCAUCUAAUGUACACUGCAACUCUUGUAACCAUCUACUUACCAAUCAUAUCACUUAUUCAAGUGAAGUUUCAAAACCAAAAAAAAUCUCCUUUUGAAACAAGUGGUUUCUUUAUGAACUUAUCAGUUGUUGCUUUAUGCAUAGCUACAGCCACUUCAGGAGUCCUGUUUUACAUAAACCAUCGGUUGCAAAACUCAACAAUGGAGGACUUCUCUCUUGUUCAUUACAUGAUCCUAAAAGGAGUGUUUUCCUUCUUUGGCAUCCUCACCCCUGUUUCCCUCAUCCUCGUGUUAAUUAUCCCUAAGAAGCUUGAUUGGAUUAGUUACUUAACCAUAUGUGUACUCCUUGGUGUCGUAGCCAUAUCUAACUACCGUGUCUACAAGAGGUUAAAUGACAUGGAAGACGAGAUCAACAUGGAAGCUCAUCAAAUGGUCUAA
Messenger RNA from Lactuca saligna, 675 nucleotides. The record is from the annotation of a GenBank genome assembly. Lineage: Eukaryota; Viridiplantae; Streptophyta; Magnoliopsida; Asterales; Asteraceae.